CAGACAUACGAAUGGGACAGGGUCCACUGAUCAGUAAUUGUCCUCGCCGCAGUCGUCUCAACAAGGCAAUGUCUGGGAGAUCAGAGCGCGGUGCAAUCAAUGGAUGAUCGCUACUCCGAGUGCUGGGUGCAACCAGACGCAAAAAAAAGCUUGAUGUCGGGGAGGUGAGCCGAUACGAUAUACCCUGGUGUUGACGGAGUUACUGUUAGUCAAGCUAUCCAAGGCCCUGCUGGACUACUGGAAGCCAGUCUGGGAUACAUUUUUACCGUAUUACGAGUCUGCUCACGGUAGUCCUCUGGAUACGAUGGGUCUCUACGGAGUACUACAAACCGUCAGAUGGAUGUUCCCGAUCGCCGCAUUCUCCACCCGGCAAGGGACCAGCACCACGCUUUGGACAAGUGGCCCGAACUGACAAGAGAAAAAAUCAAAAACACAAAAAAAAAGCGCCAUCAUUCUUGGCCUAACAGCUGCAUGCGUAAGAGGGCCCGCGAGAUCGAAUGAGCGGCCGGGGAUUUCGACGAUAACGUUGGAUGCUGCCAUCAUUGCUCAAUUUGGCGCCAACCCAAUCCUCCAGUGAUAGAGUCCACUCAGGCACGCAGUUUACUACGGAGUAUACUACGGAAUAUACUACGGAGUACAUAGUACGUCCAUACAGUGAUACACACACAGACAGAACCCUUCCUUUCCCGCGGACGUUUGCAGCCUUCCAGGUACACAUGGGCCUUCUGUGGAGCAUCGGGUUACUCUUCC
Penicilliopsis zonata CBS 506.65 is the source of this 750-nucleotide messenger RNA. RefSeq lists its product as hypothetical. Lineage: Eukaryota; Fungi; Ascomycota; Eurotiomycetes; Eurotiales; Aspergillaceae. The record is from RefSeq and is a predicted model, not a curated record. The transcript has a single exon. Bases 337 to 501 code for a protein of 54 amino acids.